AUGCGACCGGCGGGCCUCUCCAUGCGCGCCUUGAACGGCCGCGUCUGCAGCCAGUGCGGCAAGCGGCCAGUGCUGCCACGGCUCGGCAGUGCACGACGACCGGCUGAUACGGGAAGCAGCGGAAGCUUCUUCUCAACGGCGCCGGCCUCGGGCCAGGCCGUUGCGGCCGCGACCACGGCCUCACGGCGACUCAAUUCGGGCUACUUUCUCUCCAACACCAUCUUUGAGCGGUUUAGCAUCCUGCACAGAUCCACCCGACCGGUCGCUACGUCCACGAAUGUCGGCAGCCCUUCCACAGAAGCCGCCUCGGCCAAAGCCUCGAACGUCUCUGGCCAAGAUGCCUCGGCUCGCUCCGCAGGCGCAGCGUCUUCGUCGAGCCCCUACAUAGAUCAGGACCUCCCGCAUCGCAGGCGCCAGGCCGCUCGACGCAAGGCUGCUGCAGAGGCAGCAGCUGCCGCCGCCAUUGACGCCGGCUCGCCCUCCGACCUCCCUUCUAACGCAUCCUCGACGCUCACUACUGUCGCCGAGAGAGAGCGACCUGACUCUCUCAAAAGAUACCUCUCCGCGGUCCUCUCCCUCUCGAAGCCGCGACUGACCACCCUCGUGGUGCUGACAGCCAUGGCCCCGUACGCCCUCUACCCCGUCCCGGCCUUCCUCUCCUCCUCUCUCCUCAACGAGGUGGCAGCUGCUACGCCAUCGCUGUCGCCACUCACGCUCCUCUUCUUGACUACGGGAACGACGCUGUGCUCGGCGUCUGCAAACGCGUUCAACAUGAUCUACGAGCCCGAUACCGACUCCAAAAUGUCGCGGACCCGGAACCGACCGCUGGUCCGCAACAUCAUCUCGAAGCGGGCCGCCAUCAUAUUUGCGAUUGCCUGCGGCGCGUCGGGCAUCGCGGCGCUACAAUUCGGGGUGAACCCCACCGUCGCCUUCUUGGGUCUGGCCAACAUUGUGCUCUACGCUGGCGUCUACACGCCGAUGAAGCGGCUGCACUGGCUGAAUACCUGGGUCGGGGCUGUGGUUGGAGGCAUCCCGCCGCUGAUGGGCUGGGCGGCCGCCGCAGGCGAGUCUGCCACGGGCGACGGCUCCUUCAGGGAGCUACUCUUUGCUUCCGAUGGCUCGAGCAUUGGCGGCUGGAUCCUGGCCGGCCUGCUCUAUGCGUGGCAGUUCCCGCACUUUAUGGCCUUGUCGUGGUCCAUCCGGGAGGAAUACAAAAAGGCUGGGCUCAAGAUGCUCUGCUGGGUCAACCCGGCUCGCAACGGGCGCGUGGCCCUGCGGUACAGCUUCAUCUUCCUCCCGCUGUGCCUGGGACUGUGCGCCGUGGGCGUGACGGAGUGGAGCUUCGCAGUGACGACCCUGCCCGUCAAUGCCUGGCUGCUGCGCGAGUCGUAUCGAUUCUGGAAGCUGCAAGGGCACGGAGGGUCUGCGCGGGGCUUGUUCUGGGCGAGCGUGUGGCACCUGCCGGCGAUUCUGGUGUUGGCACUGGUGCAGAAGAAGGGGAUGUGGCAGCGGGCGUGGCGCAGCGUGAUGGGCGAGCCCGACCCGAUCGAUGAGGACGAGUGGGAAGACGUGGAGGAGGACGACGUGCUAGCACUCGUACCGCCUCCUGCUGCGUCGAGGUGA
Molecule: messenger RNA, 1623 nt
Organism: Thyridium curvatum
Lineage: Eukaryota; Fungi; Ascomycota; Sordariomycetes; Thyridiales; Thyridiaceae
Exons: 1
Coding region: 1-1623 (540 amino acids)
Biological process (GO): heme biosynthetic process
Cellular component (GO): mitochondrion; mitochondrial membrane
Molecular function (GO): protoheme IX farnesyltransferase activity
Source: RefSeq, a predicted model, not a curated record